AUGGCAGCAACAGACAUUGCAGCGUUCGCGGGCGGGCAACUGUCGUUACUGGACAAUGAACUGCAGGCAGAGGUGCAAGAGACACAGCUGCUGACAGCCACAUAUGCGCCCACGACACUCCAACGCGCAGGCCUUGCCGUGUUGAAUUUGACAGUGUCCUCGCAACGAACCGGUUUCGGUGGUAAGACGUUGCUCGAACUGGGCAUUGACCCAGCUGUCGCGGGCGAUGGCGCGGAACUACCUGAACAUGGCCUCCGUGUGGGAGAUAUUUGUGCAGUCGCCGAACAACCCAAAGGCGCGGAAAGGAAGAAGGAAAGAGAAGCCAUGGAGAAACAUGGCGUAGAGGGUGUCGUGACUCGAAUGAACAAGACCGCCAUCACAGUCGCCCUGGACAAAGAAGAAGUAGACGUGCCCAACGGCAAGCUCUGGCUAGUCAAACUGGCCAAUGAUGUUACCUUCAAACGACUAAACCAGACGAUGACGCGACUGCAAAAGAUGCAGCCAGCAGAGCACAGCAUGCUCAUACGGGUACUGUUUGGACAAUCCUCUCCAACGCCAGUACUCGAUUCUGAGCUCGCGAAGGAGGUACAGUGGGAAGAUCCUACGUUGAACGAAAGCCAGAAGGACGCAAUCCGUUUCGCACUUGCCAUUCGAGAGAUCGCCUUGAUUCACGGCCCGCCAGGCACCGGCAAAACCCACACACUUAUCGAACUCAUCUUGCAGCUUGUUCAGCGCGGUAUGCGGCUGCUCGUUUGCGGACCUAGCAAUGUCAGCGUGGACAACAUCGUAGAGCGUCUCGCAUCGCACAAAGUCCCUAUGGUGCGGCUGGGACAUCCUGCGCGUCUCCUGCCCAGCGUGCUCAGUCACAGCAUGGAAGUCUUGUCGAGGACCAGUGACGCUGCCGCGAUCGUUGCUGAUAUCAGAUCUGAAAUGGAUAGUAAGCAGGCUUCGGUCCGGAAAACGCGCAAUGGCCGCGAACGUAAGGCCAUUUACGGCGAAAUCAAAGAACUGCGCAAAGAGUACCGCCAACGAGAAAAUCGAGUGGUAGGGGAGAUCCUCAAGAGCAGCAAGGUAGUCCUCUCGACGCUUCACGGAGCCGGAUCUUUCCAGUUGAAGGACGAAAAGUUCGACGUGGUCAUUGUGGAUGAAGCAAGUCAAGCGCUAGAAGCGCAAUGCUGGAUUCCGGUGCUCUGGACUGGUGCUUCCAAAUUAGUGCUGGCAGGCGACCACUUGCAGCUGCCACCAACGAUCAAGUCAGCGAACAUGAAAAAGGAUCAAAAGACGGCCAAAGGAGUAGACAAGGCAACCAAGAAACUUGACAGCCUGAGUCUCAAGCAGCAAGACAAAGAAUCAACGUCGACCAAGUUGAGUCUAGAGACCACGCUGUUCGAUCGGCUCCUGGAGUUACACGGCAAUGAUAUAAAGCGUAUGCUGACCACACAGUAUCGCAUGCAUGAAUCCAUCAUGGCAUUUCCUUCGCAGGCUUUGUAUGAUGACAAAUUGUUGGCAGCAGAGGCCGUCAAGCUUCGGUUGCUCAAAGACUUGCCCUAUCCGGUCCAAGAGACUGAGAAUACCAUCGAACCUUUGGUAUUCUACGAUACACAAGGUGGGGACUUCGCAGAGAAGGCGGAGGAAGAGGAAACCCCUAAAAGCAAGUCCAGUCUGCUGGCUGACAGCAAAAUCAACGAAGCUGAAGCUCUCAUCGUGAGGGAUCACAUCGAGAGCCUUGUCACAGCCGGGCUGAAACCGGAGGACAUUGCGAUUGUCACGCCAUACAACGGGCAGGUCGGCCUGCUUUCUCAGAUGCUGAAAGAGCGAUUCGCGGGCUUGGAAGUGGGAAGUGUCGACGGUUUUCAGGGCCGAGAAAAGGAGGCGGUCGUCGUCAGUCUCGUUCGUAGCAAUCCUGAGCGCGAGGUUGGCUUCUUGGCGGAAAAGCGACGACUGAAUGUUGCGAUGACUCGGCCCAAACGACAUUUGUGCGUGAUCGGGGAUUCUGAGACCAUAGCCAAGGGAUCAAAGUUUCUGAAGAGUUGGAUGUCACAUCUCGAGGAGCACGCAGACCUUCGGUAUCCAGAUCUGAGCGAGCUGGCUUCGAGUAAAUGAAGGGAUUGUUGUUAGCGCGAGCUUGAACCGACCAGGGCCCCAUCAUGCUCGAGCAGAUUGACGAUGCAGAGCUAAGCCGUAAGCGAGCACACUGCUGCAGGUCCCUGACUCCGUGCCUGCGCCAAAUUGCGAGACGCGGACCUGGCAGCGUUUUGCGGUAGCUAGCAUGUGCAUACGAGCGCACAACCUGUUCGGUGCUUCCAGGCUCGUGUUGGAGCGAGCGGCUGCAAGGGCGCGAGAUGAGAUGAGGUGCUGUGCAAGCAGCGUUAUUAAGAAC
This is a messenger RNA of Cercospora beticola, 2380 nucleotides long. RefSeq lists its product as uncharacterized. Gene Ontology annotation, molecular function: ATP hydrolysis activity; 5'-3' DNA helicase activity; RNA binding. NCBI's taxonomy places the organism in Eukaryota, Fungi, Ascomycota, Dothideomycetes, Mycosphaerellales, Mycosphaerellaceae. The record is from RefSeq and is a predicted model, not a curated record.